AUGAAGAAGCUGAGAAGCUAUUACUCGAAUGUGAGGCAUCACCAGAAACAUCAUCAUCCAGAGAGGACGAGAUGGUGGUGGCUUCUCCUCCCUUCACUCUUCUUCUUACUCUUCCUCACAACCGGGCCCCGUUUCCUCCCUUUCACCCGACCCGUUCUGCUAACCGGAUCUGAACCGCCGUCCUUCGUCGAGUCCAAGAUCAAACCCAAACCCGUCUCCUCCCUCCCUGCCCCGCCGCGAUUCGCGUACUUGAUCUCCGGAUCCGCCGGCGACGGGAAGUCUCUCCGGCGAACUCUUCUGGCUCUUUACCAUCCGAGUAACCGCUACGUUGUUCAUCUGGACAGAGCUUCGUCGGAGGAGGAGAGGGAGGAGCUCAAUGGAUACAUUCGAAGCUCCUCCCUGUUCCGGAGGUUUCGGAAUGUUGAUAUGAUCGAGAAAGCUAAUCUCGUCACGUAUCGUGGGCCGACGAUGGUGGCUAAUACGCUUCACGCGGCGGCGAUUUUGCUCAGGGAAGGAGCUGAGUGGGACUGGUUCAUCAAUCUCAGCUCCUCGGAUUAUCCUCUAAUGAGUCAAGAUGAUUUGUUGCAUGUAUUCUCGCAUUUGCCGCGGGAUUUGAACUUCAUUGAUCAUACUAGUAACAUUGGGUGGAAAGCAUCGCAGAGAGCUAAGCCUGUGAUUAUAGAUCCUGGGCUCUAUUUGAACAAGAAGUCUGAUGUGUUUUGGGUUAAGCAAAGACGAAGCAUCCCAACUGCAUUCAAGCUCUUCACAGGUUCUGCUUGGAUGGCGUUGUCUCGGCCAUUCAUAGACUAUUGUAUUUGGGGUUGGGAUAAUCUACCUCGUACCGUCUUGAUGUACUACUCCAAUUUCCUCUCUUCUCCCGAAGGAUAUUUCCACACAGUUCUCUGCAACGCCGAGGAAUUCAAAAACACAACAGUAAACAGCGACCUGCACUUCAUAGCGUGGGACAAUCCGCCUAAGCAGCAUCCACACCAUCUCACUCUUGCAGACAUGGACAGAAUGGUCAAUAGCAAUGCCCCCUUUGCUAGAAAGUUCAGAAGAGAAGAUCCUGUUCUUGACACUAUUGAUGAGGAGCUUCUCAACAGAGGUCCUGGAAUGCCUACACCUGGUGGUUGGUGCAUCGGAAGCCAUGAAAAUGGGACUGACCCUUGUGCUGUUAUUGGUGAUACCGAUGUUAUAAGGCCUGGUCUAGGCGCUCGACGGCUGGAGACUCUUGUUACUUCCCUGUUAUCUCCUGAAAAUUUUCGACCAAAGCAAUGCAAGUAAAUCUUAUAGUGAACCACGUUGCAGAACAUCAAAGAGAUCGGAUCUAGCAGCCUUCAUUGUUGGGAUUGGAUGUGAUUCAGGAUCUAAUUGUAUCUCACUAAUAGUCAAGAGUAUAAGUGAAGAAACUGAACAGUUUAGGCUUUGGCUCUUGGAAGCAUACGUGCCAUCACAGCCAGUAAGCCACAGGUUAAUGUAUUGUUGUAGUACUCUGUCUUUUAAGUUAGUUACUCUCUUUCAACUUCUAAAUUCACCAAAUAGGAACUUUUUUAUUCUUAA
Brassica rapa (field mustard) is the source of this 1560-nucleotide messenger RNA. RefSeq names its product beta-glucuronosyltransferase GlcAT14A. Gene Ontology annotation, molecular function: glucuronosyltransferase activity. The record is from RefSeq and is a predicted model, not a curated record. Gene Ontology annotation, cellular component: membrane. NCBI's taxonomy places the organism in Eukaryota, Viridiplantae, Streptophyta, Magnoliopsida, Brassicales, Brassicaceae.